GUCACAUGACACAUGCUAUCAUCUACUAAAGGACUCAAAAACUUCUCCUUCUCCUUCCACAUGAAACCCUCUGCUCCCAACCCUGCCUCCAGAAUUUAAGGUGGCAGAGAGAAGAAGAGAAGCACCAUUCUUGUGCUCCCUCCCUCUCUUUUACAUCCACAUCCACUCCCUGCCAUUUGGAUUCCUUACAGCUCCUUUUCUGUUACUACACAGCUCUUCUUUUCAAGCAAUUUGUUGACCAGUGAGUGAUCUCCAUGUGGUCCUUUUGUCCCCUUCUUCUUAUUCCCACUUCCCACAUAGUUUGGCUUAAUCCUCACUCCAUUGUCUAGUGUGCAAGCAAAGGCUUCCCACUCUGCUCUCUUCUCUUCCCUCCGUAGAUUAAAAAGAUUGAAACUUUAAUACAUCUUAUAAAUAAACAACUGCUAGAUCUGAUCUCACAAUUUUGUGAUAACAGGGUAGGCUUCGUGCUCUGUUUACUCUGUUUUUGGGAGAGGCAGGGGAAGUGAAGAAAAAGGGAAAGGCAAUAUUCAGAUAUCCAUCCAUGGGGAAGCUGAUGGGUUUUGGGAAGGUGUUCGACAGGCUCUGCUUAUCUCCAUCGUCAUCGCCGAGCUCAAACUCCUGCUUCUGCACGAAAUUCAUGGAGGCUGGUGACGAUGAUGAUUUGGGGGAAGUGUUUGAGCAGAAGGCGCCGUUGAUGUUGGGGAGUGUUGAGAAGAACAGCAGCAAAGUGGUGAGACUCAAAGAUGUUGUCUCCGUUAACCCGAAUCAAACUCUGGCAUUUCAACUCAAGCCCAAGAUGGUGAUUCUGAGGGUAUCCAUGCAUUGCAGUGGCUGCGCCAAGAAGGUUGAGAAGCAUGUUUCCAGGAUUGAUGGAGUGAGCUCAUACAAAGUAGACCUUGAAAGCAAGAGAGUGGUGGUGAUUGGAGACAUUCUUCCUUAUGAAGUGUUGGCUAGUGUAUCCAAGGUCAAGAAUGCUCAGCUUUGGAUGUAAUCUCCAUAGUAAUCUCCUCUUAAUCAUUCAUUAAUUAGCCUUCCCUCCAAUUCCCAUUUUGUUGUUAAUCGCAAGGGGAGGAGGCAAGUCCUAUAUAUAAUUAUGCUCUCUCUAUAUAUAUCUAUGAUAGAAAUGUUUCCUCUUGUAAAUGCAUCCAUAAUCCCAUUAUGUAAAAUUCAUCAAUCAGUGGAAUGGAAUUUGUGUUUGUUAUGGCAUUGUCAUAGUCAUAGAAUCUUUAUCGUUACCAUUUCGUCUCGUUUCGAAUAUGAACUAACACGUUUUUCGCUUUGUACCCAAAAAA
Linum tenue is the source of this 1292-nucleotide messenger RNA. Lineage: Eukaryota; Viridiplantae; Streptophyta; Magnoliopsida; Malpighiales; Linaceae. The record is from the annotation of a GenBank genome assembly.